UAUAUACUUUUGUUGUCAGAUUAAAAGUAAUUAAAUCUGUAAAAUGAUUUCUUGAAACAAUUGUAGGAUUUAUUUCAAUUGAUAAGAUGUUGUAUUUGAAGACAUUUUCAUUUAAGUUUAUAUUCAUAUUGUUAAAUUUAAGACAAACAAGUGGACAAUAUUAUGAUAGGGAAGGCAUAAGUAUUCAUCAACCACUUUGCGAUAUUCCUCAAACUCUUCAGGGAGAGUGGUUUUCACGUGAAUAUGGAGAGAAUGUGUUCACCACUAUUACCACCGAUUCGUUGUCAAACAGAGGACAAUGUCUUCAAAUGCAAAGUACUAAUUACGACAACUUUACACUUGUUCUCAGACAAGGGAAUUGUUAUCAUUGCGUCCGUAUUAUUAUAAGAACUCUUAAUGUUCUCGAAAAGAUUGAAACGGGUUGUGUUAACUUAAAUUACGGAGAGACACCUUCAAUACAAUCUGUUUGUAAACUUUUAGAUUUCAAUCAGGAAUAUAUCACCUUAUUUUCGACAAAUCCGUCGGGAAAGAACUGUCGAUCCAGUUUGGAAGGUGUCUGGAAAUUUGGUUAUCAAAAUAGAUAUAAAUUUACGGGAGAGUGUACACAUCCCGAAGCUAACAUCACUGCCUGUCAAAUACCCGGUACACAAUUUUUCAAUGUAAACCAACAGUUUAUAAUGAAUUACAGAAAAUGUUUGGGAAUGCAGGACACGGAGGACGCAGAAGUUCAGUUCAAGUGUUUAGGGGACUGGUAUGUCGGCAAAAAUCAUUACUUUGCUGUCGUCAACUCAAGAGAAUCCCGAAUUGAAGAAAAAUAUAGAUGUUUUUUGGCUAACAGAGAUGAUGAUGUUUUCUUAUCGGUUUCAAUAACCGCUGAAUGCAAUACAUUGCGGUCACCACAAGAGGGACCCGAAAGGUUGAGAUUGUUUCCAGUAAAGACAGAAGUAGUUCCGGCCAAAUGCACUCUACCGCAAAACUUUACGGGAGUUUGGGUUAAUACCGCCAACUUUGAUGCUGAGGUCACAAUUAAUUCAACUUAUAUGGUGGAGAAGUGGAGACCAGACACUGGAAGAAUCAAACAAGAAAUCUUUGUUUGUCAAGAAAGACGAGGCACGAGGUUUGUAAUGGCAAGACUUGGUAUUAAUGGAUGUCAAAAGGAUUUUGUAUGUUUUGAUUUUGUUCCGCGACAUCACAAUAUCAUACGUUACCGAAAAGGACAGCCAAUGAUUAUCGACACUUUCGCCACAGUCUGCGCGUGGAAUAUGUUUGAUGACGAAGAACAGUGGAAAUAUGAUCUACUUAUCACCAAAAAUCCAAUUUCGAUCAAAUGUCCGAUUGCCGGAAAGUUCCGAUUCGACCAAACGGGUGAUAUUCAGUUUGAAACCCGAAUCAGAGGAGGUGUCACUCAAAUGCCGAGACCUAACGUCUAUUGUAAAGAAAAUAUAUCCGAUUUUUCCGUUUGUGACGCCGACAAAAAAAUUAUUGAAAUCGAUGCCAAUUAUUGUAUAUCUGUUGACCAUUUCGGACGUCCCGUUGAUAUAUACAGUGAACCGGAUUAUCAAAUGCAAUGCAUUGGCUUUUGGAAAGAGAAUCUCAAAUCCUAUUUAAUAACAUACGAUCCGUUGGACGCCUACAGUAAAUACCGGUGUUGGGUAUAUCAAAGGGCUGACCUCAACAUCAUUCUUAUGUCAUUAUCUGUCGGUGCCUUUUGCCAUAUCAAACAAGAUGUAAGAAGUGGUCAUUCAGGAGAGGGCGCACAGAUUGCUCUCACUAUGUCUGAGUACGAAAGGGAACAUGACGACUGUCCCAUGUAUUUUGAUGACGGAUCCAACCCAUACAUCGAUAUCGUAGAUCAGGUGACAGUAUUGAGAGCUGUCAGUGAUGCCCAUCAAACAACUUAUUGCACAAAUGUCUCAAUUAUUUUAACCAUUUUAUAUGUCAUAAAUAAUCUCAUUUUUAAAGAUGUAUUGUAA
Molecule: messenger RNA, 1973 nt
Organism: Oppia nitens
Lineage: Eukaryota; Metazoa; Arthropoda; Arachnida; Sarcoptiformes; Oppiidae
Exons: 10
Coding region: 87-1973 (628 amino acids)
Source: RefSeq, a predicted model, not a curated record